ACAGUUUAACAUCCAAUUACAUUUAAAAAAUUUUAUAAUGAAAUUUGAAAAGAUUGUAAAUGAUGAAGUACUGGUGAAAAAACCACAUAAGAUUGAAUGGCAAAUUAUUUGGGCAAAUGUUAUUAUUGCCAUAUAUAUUCAUUUUACUGCCCUUUAUGGAAUAUACUUAACCACCUUUUAUCCUAUUAAACUUUGGACUUUCAUCUGGUUCUUCGCUGUUGGUAUAUUUUCAAAUAUAGGAACCACUGCUGGCGUUCAUAGAUUAUGGUUUCAUCGGUCUUAUAAGGCAAAGUGGCCGAUGAGACUUAUUCUUAUGAUUUUCCAGACUAUUUCUUAUCAACGCAAUAAACAAUCUAUGGAGAUUGUAGGAAGAGUACGAACUCGGCCUUUGAAUUCGGACAGAAAAACUCUAAAAACUUAUCUGUAAAAAAAUAAAAAAGGCGCCUAGUAUGGGCUUACCAGUAGUGAAAAUUUACGCAUUGCA
Molecule: messenger RNA, 484 nt
Organism: Nylanderia fulva
Lineage: Eukaryota; Metazoa; Arthropoda; Insecta; Hymenoptera; Formicidae
Source: RefSeq, a predicted model, not a curated record